AUGGUUCAGACAUAUAUCUACAGCUUAACAAAGGAGUUUCUUGACUCUUUAGAGUUACUAUACUUUGACAUUGAAACACACAAGGUUGUCAAGGCGCCCGAAGCAGAAGUUUCGGAGUCAGGCAAGCAGAAUAACGUAAUCAAAGAUAAGCAAUACUACAAGUCAGAUCUCCAUCGAUACAAUUUGAAGCGAGCGCAAAAUGACCUUGAGCCCAUAAAUGAGGACGAGUUUAACAAGUUGUUGGAGGCCGAAUCGGCAGAAAGUGCCUCAGAGGACUCUGAUGAGUACAGUGAUACCGGUAGUGAUACCGGUAGUGAACACAUUGGUAGUGACACCGACGGUGAUGACGACAGCGAGACAGAAGGUGAGUGGAACCUAAAAGAGGGUGGCUCUAUAGAUGCAGAGUUGUCACACUCUAGAAAAGCCAAAAAAGUAGAAAGCUUAUUACGGAAGCUCCACACCAAAGAUAUAUUACCAGAGGAAGUUUCUAGUGGGUCACACUUGCACACAAGAAGCCCAAUGGUGCUUUUCCUGUCACUGGCAGUACCGACGGAUAAGGUUGUUAUGUUUUACAAAGCACUUUUCACAGAAGCCGAGCUCAAAGCGCCUCUUGAAAGUUUGAAGAGGUUUCAAAAUAAUGGAGAUGCACGCACAGGUAAAUCAGCGAUUUUUAUGUUAGGCGGUGGUCAUUUUGCUGGUGCCGUAAUAUCCCAUGAGCCUGUGAAAGUUAAAGGGCAGUUAUUGAAUGAGGAAUUACCAUACCUGCAGAAGAUACAGUCGAUAAACGUACUUGAGUCAAAGACGUUUCACAGGUACACCACUAGAAGGAAACAAGGUGGUUCACAAGGGGCCAGUGAUAACUCGCGAGGAAAAGCCAUUUCGGCGGGAUCAAGCAUCAGACGGUACAAUGAGCAAGCAUUGGCAAAGGAGGUUCGCGAACUCCUUGAGACGUGGAGGGACCAUUUACGAGAGUGCGACUCCAUCUACAUUAGAGCAAAUGGGCCGACCAACAAGAAAGUUAUCUUGGGUUACGAGGAAGCUCCGUUGGCCGUUGGUGACCCUAGAGUAAAAAAAGUGCCCUUUUCGACAAAGAGGGCUAGUCUUUCAGAGAUUAAACGGAUUUGGGUUGAGUUAUCCAAUUUAAAAGUUCUGGAUUUCCCAAAAGUCGAAACAAAAGCAAAAGCUACAUCGCUAUCACCAUCACCAUCACCAUCACCAUCACUAUCACGGCCACUGUCACCUGCAGCAGUUAAUUCCAGUAUCUCCAAUGCUAGAACCGAAUCAUCAAAGUCGCCACAAAAGCAAGACCCGUUGACCGAAGAAUUGUUGAGUGCCUUGAAAAGACAAAAGGCUCCCGCUUUUGUUAAACUAAUCAAGGAACAUUCCAUAGAUGUCGAUUCCUUCAGUUUGAGUAUCCUGGACAACAAUGCACCGAGUUUACUCCACUUUGCAUCUGCAAAUGAUUUGGCGCACAUGGUCCAGGUAUUAUUGGUUAAUUUAAAAGCAUCGCCACUAGUGGUGAAUAAGACAGGUAAAUACCCCGCGGAGGUUUCACGUUCCAAUGCCAAGAGGGCCUUUCAGAUAGCGCGAAGCAAGCUUGGAGAGGCUGCAUGGGAUUGGAAUAAGGCAAAAGUUCUUCCAGCAAAAACAAAGGAGGAGUUUGACAAGGAGGCUGAAACGAAGGAGGCCGAAAUGAAGAAAGAGAAGCUUGAUAUAAUGAAGAAACUCCAAGAGAAAGAAGCACAAGAAAAUGAAGCGGCACAAGCUAAAGUACCUCAGAGCAAAUCGCCCAUUCCACCUGUUUCAAGAAUGCUGGGAUUGAAUGCUGAGCAAAAGAAUAGAUUGAUGAGGGAGCAACGAGCAAGGGCAGCCGAAGCAAGGUUGAAAAGACAAACCUGA
Molecule: messenger RNA, 1899 nt
Organism: Lodderomyces elongisporus
Lineage: Eukaryota; Fungi; Ascomycota; Pichiomycetes; Serinales; Debaryomycetaceae
Exons: 1
Coding region: 1-1899 (632 amino acids)
Source: RefSeq, a predicted model, not a curated record